AUGCCAAGCUUAACGCUCUCAGAGAGCAGUCUGAGGGCACAUUCACUGCCCCAAUGUCCUAAGCCUUUUAAGCCACAAAUCCUUUGCUUACUUCCUUUGAAUUCUUUCUCCAAGAAACGAAAGUCUUCUAAACAUUCCUAUGGCAACAACCCAAGUUUUAUUUUCUCUAGGUUUUCAAGACAAUGCUGCGUGAAUUCAGUUGAAGAGGCAUUUGGACUUGUUUUAUCCAAGGAGGUUCGGGACCUUGGUUGCGAGAAUUACCAAGGCACUACAGAUUCAGUUUCAGAUAAAUCACUAGUGAAGAAAAAGUCAUUAAGGGAGCAUCAUAUGGUGGCUUCUGCUACAUCAUAUGGUGGUUUGCUGAGGUUUAUGUUGAUGUUUGGGUAUCUAACACUUCAAGGCUCUCAACCGGCAGUUGCUGGAAUAGAUAUUUCAAGUGGAUUUCAAUCAAUUCCUUAUGUCGGGGACCUUGGUGAUAUUAGCACAGGUUUUGCUUCAGUUAGGAGAAUCUCCCUAUGUCUUUUACAACUGACAUUUUAUUAUGCAUAG
This is a messenger RNA of Dovyalis caffra, 549 nucleotides long. Lineage: Eukaryota; Viridiplantae; Streptophyta; Magnoliopsida; Malpighiales; Salicaceae. The record is from the annotation of a GenBank genome assembly.